Vanessa atalanta (red admiral) is the source of this 1111-nucleotide messenger RNA. RefSeq names its product zinc finger protein 330 homolog (gene Noa36). The coding region runs from base 110 to 1015 and encodes 301 amino acids. The record is from RefSeq and is a predicted model, not a curated record. Gene Ontology annotation, molecular function: zinc ion binding. The transcript is spliced from 7 exons. Lineage: Eukaryota; Metazoa; Arthropoda; Insecta; Lepidoptera; Nymphalidae. Gene Ontology annotation, cellular component: nucleus.
AAAACGAACAUUUAUUGCAUUUUUCGAUCUGACUUUUGAGAUUUGCAACUUCAAAAGUUAAUUGUCACAUUAAAUUUCUAUACAGCUUUGUAAUAAAUACAGUUUCAUAAUGCCUAAGAAAAAAACAGGCCAACGCAAAAAAGCUGAGAAACAAAAACAGCGCCAAAAAGAGAUCCGUAAUGCAAGAGAACACGUCGACUUAGCACAGCAUCCAUGCAACCUCCCCAUGGAAUGCGAUAAAUGCCAAAAGAAACAGAAAAGCCGAGCAUUCUGUUACUUCUGUUCUGCAGUGCAGAGACUACCUGCAUGUGCACAGUGUGGAAAAAUUAAAUGUAUGCUCAAGUCUGGUGACUGUGUAGUGAGACAUCCUGGAGUUUUUACCACUGGGCUUGGUAUGGUGGGAGCUAUCUGUGACUUUUGUGAGGCUUGGGUUUGUCAUGGCCGCAAAUGUCUGAACAGUCAUGCCUGCACCUGCCCCUUAGCUGACGCCGUCUGUCUGGAGUGUGAGAGAGGAGUGUGGGAGCACGGUGGCCGAGUGUUCCGCUGCUGUUUCUGCCAAGGCUUCCUUUGCGAGGACGACCAGUUCGAGCACCAGGCCUCCUGCCAAGUCCUGGAGUCGGAAACCUACAAGUGUCAGUCCUGCAACCGCCUGGGGCAGUACUCGUGCCUGCGCUGCAAGACGUGCUUCUGCGACGAGCACGUGCGGCGGCGCGGCGCGCGCGCGGCCCGCGGCGCCGUGCCGUGCCCGCGCUGCGCCUACGCGCUGCACCUCACGGCCGACCUCAGCAUGUCCACGCGCUCGCAUCGCUACGGACGGCAGGGCACGGCCGCCGCCGACGACGACGACGACGGAGACUACGGAGCGGGAUACGAUGGCGAUGGAGGGAUGGAAGGUGGAGAUUAUUCGUACUCGGAAUCAGACGACGACGACGACGACGAAGAAUCUGAGGAGUCAUCUUCUGCUGAGGAAGAAGACGAAGCUGAAUCUGUCCCCUCUGCGAGCAAGACUACCUAGACUACUGAAGCAUUUUACAAGUCGGGUAUCCGCUAAUAUUAUAACUGGAUUCAAACGAAAUAAUUAUGUCAAAUAUACAUACUUUUCCUAAACUAU